Messenger RNA from Pistacia vera, 366 nucleotides. RefSeq lists its product as uncharacterized. Lineage: Eukaryota; Viridiplantae; Streptophyta; Magnoliopsida; Sapindales; Anacardiaceae. The record is from RefSeq and is a predicted model, not a curated record. Bases 76 to 216 code for a protein of 46 amino acids. The transcript has a single exon. Gene Ontology annotation, biological process: negative regulation of cell population proliferation.
UACUUCGGGCUUAUUUCUUUCUAGCUCUAGCUCUGUUCAAACUACUCUCUCUUUUUUCCUCUAAUUUACACAGAAAUGGAGACGAGAAGAAACAAUAUGAAAGACUCGAAGAAGAAGGUGUCAUGCAGGCGGCUCGGAGGGUAUCUUAAACAACAGAAAGGAAGGCUAUACAUUAUCAGAACAUGUGUGGUCAUGCUCCUCUGCUGGCAUGACUAAAAGUUCCAAGUGAAGAAGCAAGAAAUAUUCAUCGAUUUAUUAUUUCUGUGAAUUUGCAGAUAUAAUUUUAAGCUCUAUUACUUCUUUUCUUCUUCGUUUUUGUACUUCUUCACAAAUGUAAAUACCAACGAGAAUAUUAACUUAUUAAUU